CCAGUUUUAUUAUUGCACCACAUAAUCAUCGCUGGUGAUAGAGGUAGCUCCUGCUUCGAUUUCUUAGUAAUCUGGCACCAAUUUUUGGUACGGUGCGGCGAACCUUCGUUUCUCUAAGGGCGAACAGACGAUAAUAACAGACGGCCAUAUGGCGGCUAAGGCAGACCACCGCCAAUCUAAAGGUGAAACCAAGCUCACCCUAGAGCACAUCCUUGGGACCAUCUAUGGUAAUUGUUCCGGUGACGCGAUUGGCUUGUUGACAGAGUUUAUGAACAAGAAGACAGCGAAAACGCAUUAUGGGAAGUUUAAGAAGCUUGAGUAUGAGCAAAAGGUGGACGACCUUCAUCGUGAUCGCUGGGAGACAGGCGAUUGGACGGACGACUCAGACCAGAUGAUCCUCAUCAUGCUAUCACUCAGGGACAAUGAUGGAAAGAUUGACCAACUUGACUUUGCACAUAGGAUCGUCCAGUGGUGUAAACAUGGGUAUCAGGAGUUGGGCGAUCACGUUGGGUAUGGGAUCGGGUCAACAACGGAUCGUGUUCUUCGACAUCAGCGAUUUGAUGCAGCGCCAAGUGAGGCAGCCCAGUGGGUCUGGGAACAUUCGGGCCGUCGUGUCGCCCCCAACGGUAGCGUCAUGCGCACUUCUAUCCUGGGUAUCCAUGACUACAGGAACAUGGACAAGGUCAUCAGCAACACUAAAGAGAUCUGUAAGACAACCCAUUAUGACCCAAGAUGCCAAGCGUCCUGCGUCGCAGUUACCACAGCAAUCGCCAUGAUGCUUCAGAGACAAGAGAAACACAUGAAGAAAAAUGACAAGUUUAACAUCGAUGCUGUGAUUGCGGACAGUUAUAACUACGCCAAGGAAUUUUUGACCGAACCGGAGCAGAUUGAGGACCUUCACUUCCACAUGUACGCCAAGAAUCUUGCAGUGUUAGAACUUGAUGAUUCUAAGAAGAUCGGUUUCUGCUUCAAGUGUAUGGGAAGCGGGUUUUGGGCGCUGAGACAGAAGAACUAUAGGAAGGCUUUAGAGGAGCUUCUUAUGCAGGGAGGUGAUGCUGACACCAAUUGUGCUGUGGCCGGAGCGCUGCUAGGAUGUAAGCUAGGAGUCUCGAAGAUUCCUGACUCGUGGUUGAAGGGUCUCUGUCACAAGGAAUGGCUGGAUAAGCAGAUUGCUGAAUAUCUUCCAAUACUUGACAAAGUCCUUGAAAAUGGUGCUGACACCAGCUUCCUAACUGCAUUUGAAGCAAGACACAAGUGAUUGUGAUCACUUCCGGCUCUGUUGUCUCCUAUCCAGCGUGGCCUUUGAUGUAAUCUUGGAAAAUAGGACAGAUAGCUUUUUGUAGAACUACUGGAUCAACUAGAAGAUCGUGAUGUCACCAAUCAAUCUAAGGUGGCCUUCGUACCUUGAUAACUUGUGGACCUUUGGUUAGGGACAAACGUCUCCAAAGGUGGAUGUGGCCGAGAGCAGGGACAUAAGCUAAACUUAUGGUGCAAUCUAGAAAUUCUGAAGUCAACUUUAUUGAAAGGAGAUUAUUUUUUCCCGGCAUGGAAAUCAACAUGAUCGUGUGAUAUUACAGAAGGAAGUGUCUAAAACUCUAGUCAAUGUUUAUGUGCAAUGUACCUCAUUCAAGUGGGGACUAAACAUGUUGUAAUAAUAUAGGGCAAGGUGGGUUUAAUUGGGCCAACAAAUAUUUGGGGGCGAUACGACUAGUAUCCUAGUCCGAGAAGGUCUUAUUUGUCUUUGUUGGCCAAAAAGCUCCACUUAAACCCUGCUGGUACUUGUGUAAUGUGUAGAAUCAGUGGCCCAGUACUUUGGUUGUAUAGUCACAACCUAUGUGAUGAAAUGGUCUUCUCCUUUCAUCCUGGUUGUGACUUUGUCCUCAAAAGAUGUGUUAAGGACAGAUUGUUAUUAUAAUCAAACACCACGAUUGCAACAGACUUAUGAGUUAGUGUUACGAGUUUCCAUCACAGUAAGGGUUGUUGGUGCUAUUGUUGUAGGUACGGGAAGGUGCGGGUAUAACUUUUCACACACUUUUGUGGAAUGUUAAUGUGGCAAAAAAGAGCAUUGUAGUGCUUGUAUUGGUAUUUAAAAUAGAUCUGUUUAGAAUGUACAAUUGUUAGUCAUCACUAUCGUAAUAAAUUUACU
Molecule: messenger RNA, 2146 nt
Organism: Lineus longissimus
Lineage: Eukaryota; Metazoa; Nemertea; Pilidiophora; Heteronemertea; Lineidae
Exons: 9
Coding region: 149-1258 (369 amino acids)
Source: RefSeq, a predicted model, not a curated record